Molecule: messenger RNA, 3154 nt
Organism: Linum trigynum
Lineage: Eukaryota; Viridiplantae; Streptophyta; Magnoliopsida; Malpighiales; Linaceae
Source: the annotation of a GenBank genome assembly
CUUUAAUACAUCAUUUUUUUUUUCCUUUUUCAAAAGCAAAGGUUCCAAACGACCGCUAAAGAACGAGAGAGGAUGUGCAUAGAUUCAUGACUAGAUAGUGUGAUAACACCCCUUGUGUUGUUAUUUGUACAACACUAACCUCCAACCAAUAGGAAGCUAGGGUUGUGAUAACUUUUUAUUAGCUAAGUUGACCUAGUGUAAAAUCAAAGCAGGGGUAUAAUUGUCAUUAUGAAAAAUAUUUUUAAAUCAUAAUAAAAAAUUAAAAUAUUUUUUUUAUUUUCUGCCCAAAAUUUUGGUCUCCGAAAUUCGGCCACCGGUCACUGGAAACUGGUUGCCGGUCACCGGAAUAUGUUUUUUGUCGCCGGAAUAUGCCUUUUGUCGUCGGAAUAUGCUUACCGGCGUUGGAAUCUAGUCAUCGGGGCCGGAAUAUGCUUAUCGGCGCUAGAAUGUACUCACUGAUGGUCAUCAGAGUUUGGUCAACGAUUUUCGUUGACCAGCCAACGCUCAACGACCACCGGAUGUAAUGGUUUGCAUUGUAAGAUUUAUGGUUUGGUUUCUCAUAUUUUUGUAUGCCUUUUGUGGUUUGCUUUAUCGUGUUUGUGGUUUGCAUUAAGAAGUGUCUGGUUUGCUUUCAAAAAAUUUGUGGUUUGCAUUGUGAGGUUUCUGGUUUGUUUGAAUGUAUUUGUGGUUUGCAUUAGAAGGUUUCUGGUGUGCUUUUUAAACUUUUGUAGUUUGCAUUGCAAGGUAUCUGGUGUGCUUUUGAAACUUUUGUGGUUUGCUUUGCAAAGUUUGUUUUAAUAGAUUUGUGGUUUGCAUUAGAAGGUUUUUGGUAGCUUUUGAAAAUUUUGUGGUUUGGUUUGUGAGGUUUCUGGUUUGUUUUAAUAGAUUUGUGUUCUGCAUUAGGAAGAAUCUGGUUGUUUUAUGUGGUUUGCUUUGUCGUGUUUGGGGUUUGCAUUAUGUAGUUUUUGGUGUGCUUUUGAAAAUUUUAUGGUUUGCUUUGUUAGAUUUCUGGUAUGUUUUAUCACAUUUAUGAUUUGUAUUAGGAGGUUUCUAGUGUGCUUUAGAAUGUUUGUGCUUUUUGUGCAUGACUGUUGUCUGAGGGUGAAGAUUUGUGGACCUUGAUGCAACUUUUAUGUGGUUGUUAAAUUACUUUGUAAUGUUUAUUUAAUUUGUGUACCAAUUAGUGUUUUACCGUUGCUAUAAAGUCUGAAUCUGUAAUUGAAUGAUGUAAUUUUCCAGUUGAUGAUAUCCACGUGCUCUCAUUCUUCCUCAGCUCUGCAAACCAGGGGUGGCAGAAGGGUUUCCGGUUAGCAGUUAACUGGACGAUUUCAACCAAACCGGCUGGUUUUCGGCUAACUGAAAAACCGUUUCUGCUUGCAUCGGUCGAUUGGCCGUGGAGAUGGGAAGAGGUUCGGCUAGCCGACUAACCGGGGUCAGAAACCGGCGGUUAACCGGCUAACCGACCCCUUCCCUUUCCCCAAAACGACCCCGAUUCAAUCCUCCUCCUCCCUAACCCUAAGUCGACUCCCUCCUCCUCCCAAAGAAUUCGACCUUCGCCGCUCAACCCUUCCGCCGAGCCCUCCUUGGUCCGCUCUCUCUUGAUGUUCACCCUCGCCGAGGCGGAUUGCGUCGGGAUCGCUUACGAUCCGUCCAAGGUCGGAUUCCUAGCGAAUUUGUUGUUCCAUUCAUCGAUCGAGGCGCGGGUGAAUUCCACGGCGAUGGUCGAGAUGGUCGUCGUCUGGACGCGGUGCUCGGAUCUGAGACCGGUGGUGAGCUGGGUGGAGGAGAUCCUCGAGGGAGAUGUGGAGAUGAUGCGAAAUUCGAUCCCCUACCCGCGGGCUCUGAAGAUCGGGAUCAAGGCGAUGUUCGCGCUGUGCCUGGCAAAGCAGACGAGGCACAAGGCGGUGAGCGCGGGCGCGGGGAAGACGCUGGUGGACAGGCUGCCCGAUUUCGACAAGUGCGACGCGGAGCGCGCCCUGGCGACGGUGGAGCUUCUUUGCGCGGCGACGGAGUACGCCGCCGGGGCGCUGCUAGCGCUGUGCUCGGCGUCAGAGAUUUUCCAGGCGGCGCUGCUGGCGCUGUGCUCGGCGUCGGAGAUUUGCCAGCGGUGGAGCUCUGAUGCAAAACGACGCGACGUGGGUUGCCGGACCUGCGCCGACUACGCCCGUUCCCAACUUUCCUCCAGCGCGGACAUCGUCCUCAACCACGUCUUCCUCCAGCACAACGCCACCGACCGACGAGGGUGCCAGCAGGUCAAGCUCUUCAUCAACAAGUUCAACGCCUCCCACGUGGCAUACACGAGCGCCAACGAGAUCUACUUCAGCGCCGACUUCAUCGAGACCUACUCGGGCCUAGACCUCAAGAGGGAGUUCUCUAGCAUGCUAUACAGGGAGAAGGUGCACGUGUGGCUGUGAUUGAAAAUUUAUUUUUUAAUUUUAAUUAGUUAUUUUGUGCUAGUUUAUCCUUUUACCCUUAAUGAAUCUUGUGGUUAGUAUAACAAGGGGACUAGAUAGUGUGACAACACCCCUUGUGUUGUUAUUGUAACAACACUAGUCUCCAACCAAUAAGAAGCUAGGAUUGUGAUUACUUUUUAUUAGAUGAGUUGACCUAGUGUAAAAUCAAAGCAGGGGUAUAAUUGUCAUUAUGAAAAAUAUUUUUAAAUAAUAAUUAAAAUAAUAAAAAAUAUUUUUUAAUCUUCGGCCCAAAAUUUUGGUCGCUGGAAUCUGGUCGUGGUCACCGGAAUAUGUUUUUUUUGUCAUCGGAAUAUGUUAUUUUGUCAUCGGAAUAUGCUCACCAUCGCUGGAAUAUGCUCAUCGUGGUCGGAAUAUGCUUACCGGCGUCGGAAUCUAGUCAUCGGGACCGGAAUAUGCCUAUCGGCGCCGGAAUCCGGUCACUGACGGUCUUCGGAGUUUGGUCAACGAACUCUGUUGACCGAUCAACGGUCUUUGUUGACCGGUCAACAGCCAACGGCCACCGGAUGUUAUGGUCUGCUUUGUGAGAUUUAUGGUUUGGUUUCUCAUAUUUUUGUAUGUCUUUUGUGGUUUGCUUUAUCGUGUUUGUGGUUUGCAUUAAGAAGUUUCUGGUUUGCUUUCAAAAAUUUUGUGGUUUGCAUUGUGAGGUUUCUGGUUUGUUUGAAUAUAUUUGUGAUUUGCAU